AUGGCGGAAGCCACAACAGAGGAGAGUAGUGUCCCACCACCACCGAGACGACCGACAAUAAUUCGUGCAGGGGCCACACCAACUGUUAAGACAUUAGAGAAUGGUGAUGAUAAUGCUCCUCCCCCAGUAGUACCAUUACCACCCAGGCCAACAUCAUUGCCACCACCACCAAUAGUACCAUCAACGAGGCCAACAGUAACAUCUGUAUCACCACUACGCACUCCCCCUGCAAGGCCACCACCAGUUGUUCCUCCUGCAAAGCCAACAACGCCUUCACAGACAUCUCCUACUAGACCUGUGUCUGCUGCUCAAAUGUCACCAACAAAAUCGAGGGGCGGACGUCCCGAGAUUACUAUCAUAUCAGCAAGACCCAUGAGUGAGUGUCCGCAAGUAUCAGGUUCAUCUCUAUCUCAUAACGAUGCUAACCAGAAAAAGCAACCUCAAAAAUCUGUGACAUCAUCAUCAUCUACUCCAAACGUGCCUCCCCCAUUACCAGCCAACAGAACUAGUUCAGGUCCACCUCCACCUUUGCCAUCAAGCAGACCAUCACAUUCAUACGUUCAUCCUAUUGUGUCUGUUCCAGCCCUUGUAAAAAAGGAUGCAACCCCUAAAAUGAACGAUGCAGCUCAGAAUGAUCAACCACCAGUGCCAGUUGCUAAACCAUUAUCUCAGAGCUCUAAGGCAGAACCAAUAGAUGAGAGGGGUGAUACAGAUCCACAGUCCCCUCUUCCAGCUGGUGCUGUGUCAAGUGUUGGACCACCGUUGCCUGUGAGGCCAAAAACUGGAGAGGAUUCAAUAUCUCCUCCACCUCCAGUGCCACCACUUCCGACUGCAAUACCUAAAUCUGCCUCUAACGUAAGAUCAUCAAGAGUCUUUGAGAGUGCUCCAGAAAUUGAUAAAUCUACAGCACCCGCACUCCCACCACAUCCGAAGAUAGCAACAAAACCACCUCCACUGAGUGCUAAGCCAAACUAUUCAGCUCCUUCUUCAGUCAGCCCAGAUAUACCUCCUCCAGUGACUAAUUAUACACAAUCUAAGGUGUUGAAACCAAGCCCAUCACCAUCACCUGAGAUAUUCUCAUUUUCACAGUCUUUCAACAGUCAAAGAUUUGUUUCAUCCACCCCGCCUCCGGGCACCACAAGACAGAGUAUCACACCUUCACCAGUCGCUACAAGGCCUAACUCAACACCACCUGUUAUCUCCUGUAAACCCGUAGUUGCUACAAAACCUUCUUCACCAUCUCCUAAAACAAUCGAGAAUGAAAGUAGUUUCUCACAGUUUCCUAGUCAGACAGCAUCGCUGCCCCAGGAACAGAUAUCUGCCCAGUCUGCUGGAGGUAUGUUUGGCGUAAUGUUACGUCCAACCAUUGGACCUAGUGUGGAAGAGCCUUCUCAGAAGAAAUCUCAGUCUCCACCAUCAGUACAAGAAUCUCAAUUUGAUCAAGAUCCAUUUUCAGUCCCCUUUUCGUCAUCUCAGAAACAACAACAGAUCCAAGAUCCUUUUAAAAAUUGGCAGUCGUCUGGAACAACUGCUCCUGUCGCUUUUGAUAAAAGUACAGUAUUUACGCCAGCUCCGUCGUUAACACCGAAACCGACUGUAUCUGCAGUUCCAGUUUUUCCAUCUUCGUCACAGCCACCGCCACCAGUACCAACAUCAAGACCGAGGCCAAAGCCUUCUCAAAAACCAGACAGCUUUAAAAGCGAUGCUUCUAGUGAGCUGACCGGAAUGGGGAUGAAUGCGCCACCACCGGUUCCAAUCUCUCGCCCCAGGAGAAAAGAACCAAAUCCUGCAGCGUGGCAGCCAUCGCCAGCAUAUAGUGCCAGUACACCAAACGUUAGCGCUGGUAGUGGGGUAGAACCUCAAAAGGACAUGAAUAAGUUUAUCAAAGAUAUUGAAAGCUUAUAUUCAAAAGCUCCAUCACCUGUUACUGUGAAUGAACAACCAGAAAAUCUGGAAGAUAAAGAAAGUGCAAUACCGAUAAUAACACAUACUGGACCAACACCAGCACCAACAACAAGAAGUGCAUCAUCACGGCCAACAAUUAUUCGGCCAUCUGCAGGCAAGAGUCGACCACCACCAAGACCUAUUGCUAGCCCUACAUCUGGUCUUUCAUCUAAGUCUGCGCCGCCUCCUAGACCUUCUGGUGGGCCGACCAUUCACUCUAGCUCUAGUUCUUCAUCUUUGUCAUUGCUGGAUUCACCUAUCCCAGAAACUGAAGGAGGCAGUAGUACUAAUUUUAAAAGCAGUAGUUCAUCGUCCAUUACACGGUCACAGUCAAUGAGAACGGCUCCAGCAAGGCCCGAUCAACCUAAGAAAAAAGCACCAGCGCCACCUCGACCACCACCAGCCAAAAUGGGAGAUAAGCCUUCUAAAGGAGCACCAGCAAGGUCUCAGAACAAGACUUCUACAGGUGCUAAACCUAAAUCUGGACCACCACUUUUACCAGCAAGACCUGGUCCUGGUCAUCCACUGUUCAAGUAUGUGGUUACUGAGCCCCAUGCUAUUGCUGUGUUUUCUUAUAGUAAACAAAACUAUGAUGAACUUUCCUUUGAUCAAGACGAAGUGAUUAUACUUGUGAAAAAAGUUGAUGAUGAUUGGUUGAUUGGACGUAACGUUGAUGAGGAAGGAAUGUUUCCUAAGAAAUUUGUAAGAAUAAUUAAGCCUUUACCGUCAGAGAGUGCACCUAGAUUAUCUGGGCCAUCAGCUGUAGCUGUGUACGACUAUGACUCAGUGAACCCAGAUGACUUGAAUUUCAAUAAUGGCGAUGUCAUUAAACUGUUACAAAGGAUAGGGGAUGACUGGUAUAAAGGCGAGUGCAAUGGAGAAAUAGGAAUGUUUCCAAAGAACUUUGUAGAAGUAGUAGAAGAUUUGCCUGAAUAUGUUGAAGAAACGCAAGUUGAUUGGGGAAGCGGCCCACGGUGUAGAGCAAGGUUUGAUUACGAAGGUGAAGAAGAAAACGAUUUGGAAUUUGAUGAAGGAGAAAUUAUAAAGUUGAUCUCGUAUGUAGAUGAGGAAUGGUUGAAGGGAGAAGUGAAUGGAAAAAUUGGUAUAUUCCCCAUAGAAUUUGUAGAAAUCAUAGAAGACCUGCCACCAUCUAAGGCUGGUGUACUGAGCCAGGCAACUGGUAUCACAGUGACACCGCCAACGCCAACAAAUCAAGAUAAUUAUGUCUCUGCUUUGUAUGAUUUUGAGGGCAGUGAUAACACAGAAUUGAGUUUUAAGGCUGGUGAUAGAAUCCAAGUUGUUAGUCAAGUAAAUGCUGACUGGUUGAUUGGUAAAAUCUUCGGUAGCAGUGGUCGAUUUCCGUCAGCAUUUGUUGAUCAGAUACCUCCCAAUCUUCCCGUUGAAGAUAAAUCUUCAUCUGGUGCCAGUGAUGCCCAUUGCAUUGCAAAAUAUGAUUACGAUGUGACGGCACCGACAGAUUUAAGUUUUAAAGAAGGAGACAAGAUUGUGAUCCUUGAGAAUGUCAAUGAUGAGUGGCUCCGAGGCAAAUGUAAAGGAGAGGAAGGAAUGUUUCCAAAAGUGUUUGUAGAUGUAAUUACAGAGUUACCUCCAGAAUCAAAGGCAGGAGGCAAAAAGAAAUUAGGUGGAGCAUAUGAUGAGCUGAUACCCAAAGCUAAGGCGUUGUAUGAUUUCAGCGGACAGUCUGAUAGUGAGCUAACGUUUAAGGCUGGUGAUAUUAUUUAUCUUCUGAAUAAUGUUACUGAAGAAUGGUGCAAUGGAGAGAUAGACGGCAACGUUGGGCAAUUCCCGUUGUCCUUUGUUGAGAUUCUUAUCCCUUUGCCUUGAGAUUGAACACUUAGAAGUGAUAUCAAGUGCAAUACAAGUGGUAUAAUGCAGUGUAUUCAGAAUAUAAGAUGAUUAUUUGAGAGUAUAAUACAAAUAUGCACUUUAGUGUAUAAUGGAUCUUUAAAGAAAUAAUGCUAAUUUACAUGUUUAUUAAUUGGCUAUUACUCAUAUACAUUUUUUUCGGGCGACAAUUGUUCAUGAAUUAACAGUUAACUAAUAGGGUGUCCAAUUAAAAAACAUGCUUUAUUUUCUGGAGUAACAAAUUAUCAAUUUUGUAACGGUGAAAAUGACAUUGUUAUUUUUGAAGCACGUACACACCACGUUGUGUUCAAUGUUGUUUCCAUGACAAUUAUACAAUUAUGUGUAAAAUACAUUGUUUACAUGGAAUCUCAACGUAAGAGAGUUGAAGUAUCUUUUUGAAAAUUUCAUUCAUUCAAACAACUUAUCAAAUCUGUUAAAUUGUUAGUAGUGAUGGUUCACUGUACUUUACAUAAGUUCUCUUGCACGCACUGAAUUAUUAAUAUGCAAAUAAUAUUCAUAUUGUUUAGACCAGGUCAGUAUAAUCACUUGGUAUCAUCAUGGAUGUAAAGACAGAUCUGUCUUUUACCUCCAUGGUAUCAUUAAUUUCAUUCGAUGGUGGACACUUUGUCACACAUUUCAA
Messenger RNA from Saccoglossus kowalevskii, 4450 nucleotides. RefSeq lists its product as uncharacterized. Gene Ontology annotation, molecular function: protein binding. Lineage: Eukaryota; Metazoa; Hemichordata; Enteropneusta; Harrimaniidae. The record is from RefSeq and is a predicted model, not a curated record.